CGGAAUAACGUCUUGCGCAUGCGCGUCAGUACUAGACGAAAGGUGGGAAAAUUCAUUAUUUUGCGUCGCUGCAUGCUCAUAACACAAGCAUGAUAUUCAGAAAGGUUUAGUAGCUUAACGGAGUAUACAACUCCACAAAUAGACUCUUCAGUUAGCCAUUCGUCGCCAUCACUAAACGAUUACCUGGGAGCGGGCCCCAGCAUCCUUGUGUCUGGAAUGCUGACACCCCCUAAGCGGUCCCCGAAAUUAAAUCCACCACCCUCACCGUGAUUUUCUAUGCGAUUGGCGUCUUACCUGUUUGCUCAGCAUGAAGAUUGCGGUAGAAGGCUGUUGCCACGGAGAGCUGGACAAGAUCUACGAGACAAUCGGCUACCUGGAGAAGAAGGAGGGGGUUAAAGUUGAGCUGCUGCUUUGCUGUGGAGACUUUCAAGCGGCGCGAAAUGAAGGAGACAUGAAGUGUAUGGCUAUACCACCCAAGUACAGGAUGAUGCAGACCUUUUACAAAUACUAUUCUGGAGAGAAGAAGGCUCCCCUCCUGACCAUCUUUGUUGGAGGGAACCAUGAGGCUUCCAACCACCUGCAGGAGCUGCCUUAUGGCGGCUGGGUGGCGCCCAACAUUUAUUACUUAGGUUAUGCUGGUGUUGUUCGCUACAAAGGGAUUAGAAUUGGUGGCGUAUCUGGAAUCUUCAAAUCACAUGACUACAGAAGGGGUCACCAUGAGUUCCCCCCAUACGAUCCCAAUACACUUCGAAGUGUGUACCACAUCCGCAAUAUUGAGGUUUUCAAACUGAAGCAGAUCCAGAUGCCCAUCGACAUUUUCAUGAGCCACGACUGGCCUCGUGGGAUUUACCGCUAUGGGAAUACAGCAGACCUGUUGAGGAAGAAGAAGUUUCUGCGACAGGAAGUGGAGUCAAACUCUCUGGGAAGUCCGGCUAACGAGGAGCUCCUGGCUCACCUGCAGCCCAGCUACUGGUUCUCUGCACAUCUGCAUGUGAAAUUCGCUGCGCUGAUGAAGCAUCCGUCUAAAGCGAAUGCUGCCCCACGUGCGACCAAGUUCCUGUCUCUGGAUAAGUGUCUGCCCUACAGGGAAUUCUUACAGAUUGUGGACGUCGCAGAGCGAGCAGGUUCAUCCGAGGGCCUUGAGUACGAUCCAGAGUGGCUCGCUAUUCUAAAGGCCACCAACAGUCUGCAGAGAACCACCCCUCACCCCUGGAACCCCCCGGAGAAUAACGGCCUGCACGAGCGGUGGGACUUUAGACCUUCAGAAGCCGCUAUGAUGCAGGUGGUGAAGGAUCUCGGCGGCGAUCUUUCCAUUCCAGACAACUUCAGCCGGACCGUGCGACCCUACGACCCCGACAGGCCCGAGCCGCACGCCACCCCCAGCUGUAACACCAACCCUCAGACGACCGAGCUGUGCGCCACGCUGGGCCUCACCGACCUCUACGCCCUCGUCGGGCAGGGAGGCGUGGACUUGAGCAGACACCCCCGCGGCGCAGGGGGCAAUGAUGAUGAUGAUGUUGAUUAUGCUGAAAGCGCGGACGAACCCAGCGAGUACCCAACCGACACUUCGGGAUUGUCCAGUUCGUAUAACCCUGAUGAGAUCACCAUAGAGGACGAGUGGGAGGAGGAGGAGGAGGGGGAGGAGGAAGGACAGAAGGAGGCUGAGGGUGGGUCUAAUCCAAAAUCGCCAGUAGCCGGAGAUCAUCCCUCUGACGUGCCUGCGGGGGAAGGCCACACCCCCGGCCGGUUGGUUCUGCCCGCGCCCAAGUCCGAUGCCUCCCCCACCAGCGUCUCCCUCCUGAUGAACCUGCCGCCCCCCUCCCACUCGACCCCGGCCGUAGCUCGCUCGACCUCCAGAGCAGAGGGGGGGGAACACUGUGAGGGUGAAGAUGAUGAUGAUGGUGAAGAAGAAGCCUGCGCCUUACGCGCCCUCAAGCGUAGCAGCGAGGAGGCCGCGGCUGCCGGCAGCGGAGGGACGACCCCCCGAAUAAAACGCAGAAACCAGGUCAUCUAUACGGCGGCGGAGGAUGACGACGACUGAGGGUUAGAGGUCAGGGAGGUGAACAAAGUGAGGACUCGUACUUUUUUGUAAUGGGCGGGCACAAUUCUCGAUUUUUUUUUAUUGAUUUGUAAAACGUACUAUUAAGGUUAAUAUCUAUUUGCCAUUUUUUAUACAGCUUCCCGUUAGCAGCAGUUUGGGACAAAAUAUUAUUAUGUGUAAUUUUCAGAAAUUAAAAUGUUUUGCUUUUAGACUGAAGACGUGAUAAAUCAUUGUGCAGCCACCUCUCAAAGGAAACUGAUCAGUUGUGUGUGUGUGUGUGGUUUUUAGUUUCAAAGAAAAG
Molecule: messenger RNA, 2342 nt
Organism: Pungitius pungitius (ninespine stickleback)
Lineage: Eukaryota; Metazoa; Chordata; Actinopteri; Perciformes; Gasterosteidae
Gene: dbr1
Product: debranching RNA lariats 1
Exons: 9
Coding region: 308-2041 (577 amino acids)
Biological process (GO): mRNA splicing, via spliceosome
Cellular component (GO): nucleus
Molecular function (GO): RNA lariat debranching enzyme activity
Source: RefSeq, a predicted model, not a curated record